ACCCAGAAGAACACAGCUGUGCGCGCCCAGAGGCUCUGGGGGCGGGAGAGGAUAAGUCGCAAGGAGGGGGCGGGACCUACACCUCAGGAAAGCCGGAGGAUUGGGGCACGAAGCGGGGCUUUGAUGACCCGCAAAGGGCGAGGCGUGCAGGAGGUGGGGGAAUUAAGUGAAACAGGGAAGGUUGUUAAACAGGACCCUGUGGGCAAGGCCUUAAGGGGCGUGGUCUUUGUCUGGGCGGGGUCUUUGGGCGCCGACGAGGCCUGGUUCUGGGUGGGCGGAGCUACUGCGGGGCGGUGCCUGCUGUGGAAAUGCCAGCCCGCGCGCUUCUGCCCAGGCGCAUGGGGCAUCGUACUCUAGCCUCCGCUCCUGCCCUGUGGGCCUCCAUCCCGUGCCCUCGCUCUGAGCUGCGCCUGGAUCUGGUUCUGCCUUCUGGACAGUCUUUCCGGUGGAGGGAGCAAAGUCCUGCACACUGGAGUGGUGUACUAGCGGAUCAAGUAUGGACACUGACUCAGACUGAGGAGCAGCUCCACUGCACUGUGUACCGAGGAGGCAAGAGCCAGACUAGCAGGCCCACACCAGACGAGCUGGAGGCCGUGCGCAAGUAUCUCCAGCUAGAUGUCACCCUGGCUCAACUGUAUCACCACUGGGGUUCCGUGGACUCCCACUUCCAAGAGGUGGCUCAGAAAUUCCAAGGUGUGCGACUGCUGCGACAAGACCCCAUCGAAUGCCUUUUCUCUUUUAUCUGUUCCUCCAACAACAACAUCGCCCGCAUCACUGGCAUGGUGGAGCGGCUGUGCCAGGCUUUUGGACCUCGGCUCAUCCAGCUUGAUGAUGUCACCUACCAUGGCUUCCCCAGCCUGCAGGCCCUGGCUGGGCCAGAGGUGGAGACUCAUCUCAGGAAGCUGGGCCUGGGCUAUCGUGCCCGCUACGUGAGUGCCAGUGCCCGAGCCAUCCUGGAAGAACAUGGCGGGCUAGCCUGGCUGCAGCAGCUUCAAGAGGCCUCAUAUGAGGAGGCCCACAAGGGCCUCUGCACCCUGCCUGGAGUGGGCACCAAGGUGGCUGACUGCAUCUGCCUGAUGGCCCUAGACAAGCCCCAGGCUGUGCCCGUGGAUGUCCAUAUGUGGCAGAUUGCCCAACGUGACUACAGCUGGCACCCUACCACGUCCCAGGCGAAGGGACCGAGCCCCCAGACCAACAAGGAACUGGGAAACUUUUUCCGGAGCCUGUGGGGACCUUAUGCUGGCUGGGCCCAAGCGAGUUUUACUCUUGUUGCCCAGGCUGGAGUGUUGCCCAGGCUGGAGUGCAAUGGCAUGAUCUUGGCUCAUCGCAACUUCUGCCUCCCGGGUUCAAGUGAUUCUUCUUUCUCAGCCUCUCAAGUCUGUCUCUUGCACAUGUCUGGGAUCAACUUGAAGGACAGAGACCAGGUUUGAGAUAUUUCUGCAUUCCCAGCACCAAGAACAGAGCCAUCUCCAGCCUCAGUUCCCAAACCUAGGCCAGAACACCUAGCUCUUGGCAGCAAGUUAAAUGGACUGACUGGCACCUUCAUUCUCCCGACUUCUUUCUCUUCAAGAACCCAGGGCUACUGGAAGAGCAGCCCCUGUCCCACCCAUUGUCAUCCAGAAGUGAAAAGCUGGGGACAGUUUAGGCCCUAGAUAGUGCUGCCACAGGGCCUGGGCUGUGGGAAACAGGAAGCAUUAAUUGACCAGAUGAAGCACCACCCUGGACUCAGCCUCCCUCAGCCAUCCAGCACCCAAUCCUGCCCUGGACUCACGUGCCC
This is a messenger RNA of Pongo pygmaeus (Bornean orangutan), 1777 nucleotides long. RefSeq names its product 8-oxoguanine DNA glycosylase (gene OGG1). The transcript is spliced from 8 exons. Gene Ontology annotation, biological process: nucleotide-excision repair; base-excision repair, AP site formation; base-excision repair. Gene Ontology annotation, cellular component: nucleus. Lineage: Eukaryota; Metazoa; Chordata; Mammalia; Primates; Hominidae. The record is from RefSeq and is a predicted model, not a curated record. The coding region runs from base 309 to 1430 and encodes 373 amino acids. Gene Ontology annotation, molecular function: 8-oxo-7,8-dihydroguanine DNA N-glycosylase activity; damaged DNA binding.